Molecule: messenger RNA, 3457 nt
Organism: Lycium ferocissimum
Lineage: Eukaryota; Viridiplantae; Streptophyta; Magnoliopsida; Solanales; Solanaceae
Product: probable LRR receptor-like serine/threonine-protein kinase At3g47570
Exons: 5
Coding region: 276-2378 (700 amino acids)
Biological process (GO): hormone-mediated signaling pathway; protein phosphorylation
Cellular component (GO): plasma membrane
Molecular function (GO): ATP binding; protein binding; protein kinase activity
Source: RefSeq, a predicted model, not a curated record
ACACUUGCAUAGCUUUAUCUAUUUAGUAGAUGGCCCUACUUGAAUUGAGUUUUGAUUCCUAAGCAAUCAAUGUCUAAAUGCAUAUCACCCUUUUCACAUUUACAAUUGAGACCCUACUAACAAAGUGAAUGGGAAUUUGCUUGUUUCUUUCCUUUUCUGUGUCUUUUAUCCAACUGGGAUGUGAAUCCAUGUUUCAAGUAUUUAAAUAUACCGCCACAUUUUUGCAAUCUAUGCAAUAAUCAUAAACAACAUUUUCUCCCAUUCGCUCAAAGAAAAUGAGGAAAUCAUACUCCUCUUUUCAGCUUUUAGCAUUUUUGUUAUUUGUUCACGUUAUAGCAACUUGCUUAGCCUUGAAUAUUAGCACUGAUCAAACUUCUCCUCUAGCCUUGAAAACCCAAAUUACUUCAGACCCUUAUCAGAUUCUUUCAGAAAACUGGACUUCAUCAACCUCUGUUUGUAACUGGAUUGGAAUCACUUGUGGCUCUCGUCAUCAACGAGUUACUGUACUGAAUAUUUCAGACAUGGGAUUUUCGGGUACCAUCCCACCACAACUUGGUCACCUUUCCUUUCUUGUUUCGCUUGAUCUAAGCUACAACAACUUCCAUGGUGAACUUCCACCAGAGUUUUCUCGUUUGCGAAAAUUGAGAGUUAUUAAUCUUAGUUUCAACAACUUCACUGGACAAAUUCCUAAAUUUUUGGGUGAAUUUCAAGACCUUCAAAUGUUGUCUCUUGAAAACAAUAGUUUCAGUGGGUUCAUUCCUUCUUCUAUCUCUAACAUGAAGAAUCUUGGAUUCUUGAAUUUGAGGUACAACAAUCUGGAAGGAAAUAUUCCAACAGGAAUAGCCACUCUUCGGAGUUUGAAAUGGUUGAGUUUUGGAUUCAAUAAACUCAAUGGCUCCAAUGUGCUCUCCAUGUUCAACAUCUCGACACUAGAAUAUUUGGAUCUCAGAAAUGCUGGUUUAAUUGGUGAUUUUCCAUCUGAUUUGUGCCGUCGACUUCCAAGAUUGCAAAGGCUUGGACUUAAUUUCAACAUGUUAAGUGGAGAGAUACCAAGAAGUAUAUUAAAAUGCUCAGAACUUCAAGUCCUAUUGUUGUUGCAAAACAACUUUAUCGGAAAAAUUCCAAGAGAACUUGGGAAAUUACAACUGCUGCAAAUCUUAACUCUUGGGUUCAACAAGUUACAAGGAACAAUUCCUGAUGAGAUUGGUGAUCUUCAUAAUUUGAAACAAAUGGGCAUAGAAAAAAAUGCACUAAUAGGCUCAAUCCCUUUAACCAUAUUCAACAUUUCAUCACUUCAAGUUUUAUCAAUUUGGGACAACAAGCUUGAAGGACCUCUACCAAGAGAGGUUGGAAAUUUGACUAUGCUUAACGUACUUGAUCUUGGAAUUAAUAACUUGACAGGUGUAAUUCCAGAUGAAGUCGGUAACCUUCAAGAGUUGCUGGAGCUGAAGUUGGAUUUCAAUAACUUUAGUGGGUCGAUCCCUAUUGGUAUAUUUAAUAUCUCAACUCUUGCAUCUAUUUCACUCACACAAAACCACAUUUCAGGUAGUGGAAGUUUUGGUUCUGUUUACAAAGGGACAUUAGAAGAUGGGAUGAUAGUAGCUGUUAAAGUUUUCAAUGUGCAGUUGGAAGGAACAUUUCAAACCUUUGAUAGAGAAUGUGAGAUCUUGUGGAAUCUUCAUCAUAGAAAUCUAACAAAGAUCAUUAGCAGUUGUUGUAACUUAGAUUUUAAAGCAUUGGUACUUGAGUACAUGCCAAAUGUGAGCUUAGACAAUUUGCUAUAUUCUCAAGAUUAUUCUAUAAAUAUAAUGCAACAGUUGAAUGUCAUGGUCGAUGUCGCAUCUGCUUUGGAAUAUCUCCAUCAUGGUUACUUUGUACCUAUUAUUCAUUGUGAUCUGAAGCCUAGCAACGUCUUACUUGACAAAGACAUGGUGGGCCACCUGACAGACUUUGGCAUUGCAAAGCUUCUAACAAAAGAGGAAUCUAUUGCUCAUACUGCAACCUUUGCCACAAUUGGUUACAUUGCUCCAGAAUGUGGAUUGGAAGGCCUUAUAUCCAAGAGGUCUGAUGUUUAUAGUUAUGGUAUAAUGUUGCUGGAAACUUUUACAAAGAAGAAACCUAAUGAUGAAAUGUUCACGGGAGAUGUGGAUUUGAGAAGCUGGGUGCACAGUUCACUUCAUGAUAAGGUGGAUGAAAUCAUAGAUGCUGACUUACUAACAAUAGACGAAGAGAACUUAAACGAAAAAUUACAGUAUGUGUCAUCAAUCAUGGAGUUAGCCAUGAAUUGCAGAGCUAAAUCUCCAGUUGAAAGGAUGAACAUGACUGAUAUUGUAGUAGCAUUAGAAAAGAUCAAGCAACAGCUUUCUUCCCAAUAUUGAUCGAACGGCCUAAUGAUAUGACAUCAGGUACUUUCCAUAUCCCUUUUGGGAUGUAAAAACAAAGCUGUAAAUUUCACUAGUAUUUUAACCAUCAAUAAUUGUUCUGCAAAUGCUAUGCAGGAGAUUGUGUGGAUAUUGUAAGUGUCCUUCGUUGAGAUGAGUCUUCUGUACAAUGUGUUGCUAAUUUAAGGAUCAACAAACUGCAGUGCUUCUUAAUUUUAAGCAAAGUGUUCAUCAUCUGGCCUGUGUUAAUGAUCAUCCACAAAUGACAUUGUUGAACUGUGAUGAGUCAUUUACCCAUUGCUUUAGUCUUGUCUCCCUAUGAAAAUUGGUGUUUUAUCAACACGAUACCAUAGCUGUAGAUAUCAGCUUUAGCAGAAAUGAAUCAUUCAGCACUAUACGCUAUUCACGAAAUAGAGGUACUUAUCAUCUUUCAAAGCUAAUAAAAACAUAUUCUUUUAAUAAAAAAUGGUAAAACAUGGCUGCAGAAACACUUUGGAUGAAGUUGGAUAUCACAAUUACCUGGUGCCAUUAUCCACGGUUAUCCAUUGUACUUCUUUGAGCAAUAGACGCUCAACAGUUUGAAUACAUAAAGACGUGGUGCGAGUCCACUGACUCAGUGAAUGAUAAUAAAAAUAAUCCACAAUUUUAACAGGACAAGCAAAUUUGGAAAUCAUAAAGUUCUAGUCCUAGAUCCACCCUACUGAGACUGAAUUCUGAUGAAGCAUUAUAACUGCUUUAUGUUACACUACACCUCCUGCUCCUUUCUCAAAGUUUUCUUGUGAGAGGAGGUUUUAUUCAAAGUCAGUUCCUAUUACAGUUCCUAUUUAAUAGUACUCACAGAAAAGAGUUGCAAUCUAUACAACAACAAAAACAACAUACCAGUAUAUUCCCAUAGGUGGGGUCUGGCGAGGGUCGGUUGCACGCAGACCUUACCCCUACCUAUAUCACCAAAUAACUGAAUGCUUAAACUCCUAUCCUACAUCCACCAGAUUGAUUGGAAGCCAUCAAUCUUCACCAGAUUCUGGUUAUCGAUUUUUUCCAGCCAGAAAAAAUAAUGUUCUCUGUUCUGCUAUACC